This is a messenger RNA of Eimeria necatrix, 1824 nucleotides long. RefSeq lists its product as hypothetical. The transcript is spliced from 2 exons. Lineage: Eukaryota; Apicomplexa; Conoidasida; Eucoccidiorida; Eimeriidae. Bases 1 to 1824 code for a protein of 607 amino acids. The record is from RefSeq and is a predicted model, not a curated record.
AUGUCUCUUUUUCUAAAAGACACAAAAAGAAAACUUUCCAAAACAAAAGCUGCUUCGCUGCUGCUGCUGCUGCAGCAGCUGCAGCAGCUCGCUGCUGCCUGCCCCUCCGACAGAGACCAACGCCUGGCCCUAAGCUUGGAAGAGGAGAGACAAGCCUUGAGUCGUCUGCUGGAGCUGUUGCAGCAGCAGCCCGAAGCAGCAGCAGCAGCAGCAGCAGCAGCAGCAGCAAACGGCGACGACAGCAGUGUGCCCGUCUCUGACAGCAGCAGCAGCAGCAGCAGCAGCAGCAGCAGCAGCAGCGAUGAAGAGGGCGAGAAGCCAGCAGCGACAAGAAAGAAAGAAAGCAAAAAGAAGCAAAAUGAUAAAAGGACAGAAGACACUGCAGGCACAGCAGCAGCAGCAGCAGCAGCAGCAGCAGCAGCAGUAGAAGCAGCAGAAAACGAGGAGGCAGCAGACGCGGAUCAAGACGAACGCUCAGCAGCAGCAGCAGCAGCAGCAGCAGCAGAUGCAGAGGAUGCAGCAAACGCAGCAGCAAAUGCUGCAGAAGGGGCAGCAGAUGCUGCAGCAGCUGCAAUAGCAGCAGCAGCAGCUGCUGCUGCAGAUGAGUCGCUUCCUUACUCCGUAUCGAGAGCAGCAGCAGCAGAAGCAGCAGCAGCAACAGAAGCAGCCGUAGAAGCAGCUGAAGCAGCAGCAGCUGCCACAGCAGCAUCAGAUGACGCAGCAGCAGCAGCUGCAGCAGCAGCAGACCACGUGCACCAUCCUGCGGGCCCAGCCACAGAAGCUGCAGCAGCAGCAGCAGCAGCAAGUGCAGCAGCAGCAAGUGCAGCAGCAGCAGAAACGUCAACAGGAGACCGCGAAGCAUCUCCUACUUUUAAAGAAGAGGGCCAACAGCAGCAGCAGCAGCAGCAGCAGCAGCAGCAGCACAGCCAGCCAACCCCACUACCGCCGUCUCCGCCGUCGCCACCGCAGCAGCAGCAGCAGCAGCAGCAGCAGCAGCAAGCUGCUGCUGCAUUUGGUGGUCUGUUUGCUGGAUUGGCUGUCAAAGCUGUUGGACCCUCGCCAGCUGCACUGCAGCAGCAGCAGCAGCAGCAGCAGCAGCAGCAGCCGCAGGUUGCUGCUGAAUUGCCAAGCACAUUUACAAGAGCUGCUGAGGCACCUUUUGCUGCAGCAGCAGAAGCAGCAGCAGCAGACGCUGCAGCAGCAGCGGCAGCCGUAGAACCUGCAGCAGCAGCAGCUGCAGCAGAAGACACUGCAGCUCCAGCAGCAGAAGCUGCAGCAGCAACAGAAAUUUCAGCAGCAGCAGCACAAGCAGUUGAUGCUGCAGCAGCAGCACCAGCAGCUGAAGCAGCAGCAGCAGCAACACAAGCAGCAGAAGCUGCAGCAGCGUCAGUGACAGAAGCAGCAGCAGGGGAGUCAACAGCAGCACAUGCAAUACAAGAACCCGCAGAAGCAGCAGCAGCAGCAGCAGAAGCAGCAGCACAAGCAACAGCAGCAGCAGCAGCAGCAGCAGCACAAGCAACAGCAGCACCAGCAGAAGAUGCUGCAAAAGCUCCUAUGCCUCUUGCUGCAGAGCUGGACGACACAGCAGCAGCAACUGAGGCAGCAGCAGCAACUGAAGCAGCAGCAGCAGCAGCAACUGAAGCAGCAGCAGCAGCAGCAAAAGCACCGUCGCCACCAUCCCCACCUUUAGCAACAGCAGCAGCAGCUGCAGCAGCAGAGUUAGCUGCAGCAGCAGCAGCAGCAGCAGCAGCAGAAGCAGAAGAAACAGCAGCAGCAGCAGCAGCAGAAAGAACAACAGCAGAAACCGCAACAGGCGAAGAGUAG